AUGCUUAGGAAAGUCUUCUUUAAAUUUUCAUAAGAUAUCGAAAAAGUUAUGGCUGAUAAACUUACUUAAGUUUUAAAAGCAACAAAAGUAGAAGUUAUUGACACAUCUGGAGGAUGUAAUCAAUUAAUUAAAUUUGUAUAGGUGGCUCUAUGUAUAGAUUGGAAAUUGAAUCACCUGAAUUUCAAGGUAAAUCAAAGGUUAAAUAACAUUAAAUGGUUGUAGAAGCUUUAAAAAAUGAAUUAGUUGGUGCUCAUGGGUAUACAAUUAAAACUAAUAUUCCCAAAUGAAUAGUAUUAUUUGUUUAUAUUAAAAAAUCUAUAUUUUUAAUUAUGUUUUAGGGUAAACCCUCUAAGAUCUUAACCCUUUUGCUUAUCCAUCAAAAUAACUAGAUCUUGUUAGCUAUGAAAAAGAGAGGGUUUGGAAUGGGUAAAUAUAAUGGAUUCGGAGGGAAAGUUGAAAAGAACGGAGAAUCUAUUUAUCAAGCAGCAAUAAGGGAAACAUAAGAAGAGGGUUGUAUAACUCCAACAGAUGCAUAAUUUAUAGGGUAUAUAAAAAUGGAUUAUGAUUGUGAAAAAGAAACACUUAAAGUUCACAUCUUUAAAGCUACUCAUUUUGAUGGAUAAGUGAAAGAGACUGAAGAAAUGAAACCAUAAUGGUUUGAUGUGGCAAAAAUACCUUAUAAUUAAAUGUGGAUUGAUGAUUAAUAUUGGAUUCCCUAUUUACUUGAAAAUAAAUGUUUUUCUGGUUACUUGUAAUUUGAAGGACAUGAUAAACUAAUCUAAGCUGACAUAAAAGAAGUUACAAAUUAAGAGUUAUUAAGUAUUUCAGAGAAAGAAUCUGAAAUCACAUUAUAAUGAUC
Paramecium pentaurelia is the source of this 859-nucleotide messenger RNA. NCBI's taxonomy places the organism in Eukaryota, Ciliophora, Oligohymenophorea, Peniculida, Parameciidae. The record is from the annotation of a GenBank genome assembly.